AGUUUUCAAUAUUUUACUGUCGAAUUUCGAUAUUCUAGUGAGUAGGUACAUCUGUUGAUUGUGAAGUACAAUUUAAUCGAAACUUCGAUAUGGAGCAAAUGGAAAUGCAGGAAGAGAGUCCAAUCAGGCGACGAUCAACCUGGUCACAUUGGGUAACCAAGCAAAAGCUCAAAAAGUUCGCAUUUAAUCUGUUUGUCGCCGCUCUUGUAUAUUUCGUUUGUAGAAUGACAAUACUCAAAGGUGAUGUCGAAAAACCAGCUCAAUGCCAAACGGUGGAGUGCAUUCAAGCAGCAAACCAUAUUUUAAGCUACAUUAACCAGACCGCCGAUCCAUGUGACGAUUUUUACAAAUUUACCUGCGGCAAAUUUCAUGAAGGGAACAUUGCAAUGGAAAAGAAAACCUUCCUUGAUGAAAUGGACGAAAACAUACAAAAAAUCCAGGAUCAACUGUUGACAUCAGUUAAUAUAGACGACAGCAAGUUUAAUACUAAUCUUCAGGUUGCGCGAAGCUUCUAUAAAGUAUGCAUAAACAAGGCAGCUGUAAAUCAGGAUAAAGAUCGCACUUAUGUGGACACAAUGCUGAAACUUGUUAGCGAUGCUGGCGACAAGCCAUUGUGGCAAAAUGUUACACUCAACGCCAGAAAAUAUGGAAUAGACUACGAUUUUUUCUUGAAUGUCUCAGUUGCAUGGAUUCCGAAGACCCAUUUGUUAAUGAUUGCACCUCCCUAUAUAAGUCCUCACUGGUUUAAAAUGUUAUGGCAAUCCAAUAAUACCGAGUAUAUUAAAAAAGUUGCUCAAUACUGGAUGAGCGACUAUAUUCCGCAAUGGUUUUUGGCAGAUCCAGACAAAAUUGUUGAUUUUGCUAACCAGUUUCAAAAGAUAGUAUUGGAAUCUACGCCGGUUGCAUCAAAUGUGAGACAAAAGAUACGACCAAUUUCGGAACUUAAGCAAACCGAUUACUUUAAUAGGGAUUGGUUGGUUUUCCUUCGAGAAUUGACUGGUAUAGAAAGUUUUGAAGAUUCCGAUGAGGUUCUAUACCUCAUAGAUAAUGGUAACACCGAUAAUUACCUGAGCAAAUUGCACGAUUUGAUGGAAAGAACACAUUGGAGUGUCUGGGCGAAUUACAUGAUUAUAAUGAACACUGCACAACUAUCAGGUUUAUUAUCCAGCCCCGUUCAACAUAUUUUCGAAGAGUUGAUACCAAAUUUCGUUGAAACGGCAAAAACAGAGUCCUGCAAAGAUUUAACGCAGAUAAUGUUUCCAGGAGCACAAGAGACAGAAUACAUUAAAAUGUUAAUGAACACAAAGAAGCAAAAACAUGUUCAAGCAAUAAUGGACAAAUUAAAAUUGGUAAUGGUAAAUAGCAUAAAAGAUAUUUUGUCAGUUAAUCAUAGCUCCACGGACGUAGUCCUGGAUGAAUUGAGAAACAUCGCAUCAGUUAUUGGAUCUGAUAGCAAUUUACAUAACUCAUCGGAUCAUGCACAGAAUGGGGCCCAGUAUGGAAAGGAGAUCGUGUCAAACAGCCUAAUCGAUAUGUAUUUCAAGAUAAAAAAAGUAGAGAUAAGCUAUUUUUUUAAUUACACUCAAAUGGAAAAUCAAGCUGAUGUAAGAAAUCCGAUAAUGAGUAUAAGCAUGUAUUACGUUCGAGAAGAGAACACCAUAUACGUGCCAGCACCAGUUCUACAGCGUCCGAUCUACGAUACUAACUGGCCACAAUAUUUAAAUUAUGGUGCAUUGGGAGCUAUGAUAGGACAUGAACUGAUGCAUGCUUUGCUUACUACAUAUAUCGCUUUAGACGUUGAUCCGAAUAAUCAAACCGGAUAUACAAUAGGAGAAGAGACGGAGGAGUUUGGAUCCUGCGAAUAUGACAAAUAUUUAGAAUACCUUACUGAACGUUACUUUCCCACGAACAUUACGGCUGAUACUUUGCACGAAUCUAUGGCGGAUUUUGGUGGUCAAAAUUUAGCAUACAAAAGUUAUCAGAGUUGGGUGAAAGAACAUGGACUUGAACCGGAACUGCCUGGUGUAAACUACACUGCAAAUCAAAUAUUCUGGAUCAUGUCCAGCAUCCAUUUAUGUCAUGACGCAAACUUAGAACAUCCUGACAAAAUGCAAGAAUAUCUAACAUCUGAGAUCGCAUACUAUUAUCCUGUUCCAAGUUACCGGGUUAAUGGUCCAAAAGUAAAUUCGCCAUCAUUUGCUAAAGAUUUUAGCUGCCAGAGGAAUGCAAAAAUGAAUCCGAAUAAUAAAUGUACGUCCAUUGUUUAAGUACAAAUAUGUGUCAAAUUCAUUUAGAGUAAAACAUUAAGUAAUUCUUAGAAAUCGGGAUUUUUAAGAAUCUACAUUAUACGCUUUAUAUAAAGUUUAUUUUCGUUCAGUGAUUUGUGAAAUAUUUUAUAUCCUUAUGUGACAGUCAGAAUAUUUGUGUCUAAGUAAAUUUUGUACACAUUUUAUUACAUAUUUAGUAAAUUAA
Dendroctonus ponderosae (mountain pine beetle) is the source of this 2472-nucleotide messenger RNA. Its product is annotated as membrane metallo-endopeptidase-like 1. The record is from RefSeq and is a predicted model, not a curated record. The transcript is spliced from 11 exons. Gene Ontology annotation, biological process: protein processing. Lineage: Eukaryota; Metazoa; Arthropoda; Insecta; Coleoptera; Curculionidae. Gene Ontology annotation, cellular component: plasma membrane. Gene Ontology annotation, molecular function: metalloendopeptidase activity. Bases 90 to 2267 code for a protein of 725 amino acids.